This is a messenger RNA of Psylliodes chrysocephalus, 1558 nucleotides long. The record is from the annotation of a GenBank genome assembly. NCBI's taxonomy places the organism in Eukaryota, Metazoa, Arthropoda, Insecta, Coleoptera, Chrysomelidae.
UGACAAUGACACUAAUGACAGACAGUGUAUACCGUUUGCAUGUUUGAGGUUCUACUUUAAUCGAAGAAAGGAUAAAGUGUUAAAACGCAACGAACUAAUAUACUGCCGUAUUUCUUUUCUAAAACUCUAGCAAUUUCCAGUAACAGCUUACCCAGUUAUUUUUCAAUAAAUAAAUAGUAUAGUGUUUUUAAAUGAAAUGGCUGUCUUAGCGGCUGCUCAACUCUUAGAUGAGUUGAUGGGUAGGAACCGAAAUGUGGCUCCAAAUGAAAAGGUCAAAGAACUGAAUUGGGAAGAUCCGGAAUACUGUAAAUACUUUUUGGCUAAGUUCUGUCCCCACGACUUAUUUGUAAAUACUCGAGUAGAUCUCGGCGCUUGUUGUAAAGUGCACGACGAAGAAGUCAGAAAAUUAUUUCAAAAAGCUAAAUCCACCUACCACAGGAAACUUCAGUACCAAGAAGAUUUUCUACGAUUCUGUAACUCGAUGAUGAACGAUGUAGAAAAGAAAAUUAUCAAGGGUAAACAGCGAUUAGCACUUAGCGCGAGCGGCAAAACUGAUAUGCCGAGUAUAUCUCCUGUUCAAACCCAAAAGAACCAGGAACAGAUUAAUAUGUUGAAUGAAAGAAUCAAUGACUUGGAGGCUGAAGCUGAACAAGCUGGGACUGAUGGUAAUGUGGAACAGGCUCAGGGUCUUAUGAAGCUGUGUGAUCAACUUAAAGAUGAAAGAGAUGGUCUGAGGAAACAAAUUGAAAAUGUUCACUAUAGUGCAACAGCAGAACUCGCUGCAGCCCAAGAAAAGCAAAUGGAAGUUUGCGAGGUCUGUGGGGCUUUUUUGAUCGUCGGAGACGCUCAGCAACGCAUUGAUGAUCAUCUAAUGGGCAAACAGCACAUGGGAUUUGCUCGUCUGAAAGCAGCCGUUGACGAAGUUAGCGAUCACGUUAAAGCCGUUAAAGAAAAACAAUAUGGCCGAGGAGGAUCAGUUACAGACGACAAACGUGAACGCGACAGAGACAAAGAGACCAGAAAAGAAAGGGACAUCGAGCGAUCUCGAUCGGAACACAGGGAGAAAGAAAAGGACAAAGACAGAGAGCGAGAAAGGGAUAGAAAAGUGCGAGAGAAGAAAGUAAAGACUGGAGAUAGGUGCGAGAGAAGGGAAAGAGAAUCUCAUAGAGAUAGAGAAUCCCAUCGAGAGAAAGACAAAGAUAAGGAGAAAGAUCGCAGUAGAAGACAUCGAGAAUCAGGCCGGCACCAUCACCAUAGUCACCAUAGGCAUUAAAUUUGACCAGUAAGAUUUCCCACUGCAGAAACUAUCUUCUAACUAGUCCUCGUUUAAUAAGAGAGAGAGUCACGGUAUAAAUUGAAAAGGAAUCGAAUAUUUUAUGGCCAACGACAUCUUUAUUAUCAAAUUUUUAACCAGUGCUGGAAUCUUUAAAAUUCUAAAUAUAUAACGUAAGUAAAAGGUGCCCCAUUCUCGAGGUAAUUGUAUAUCAAACCAUAAGAUGAUACUUAUUUGUAAAUUAAUUAGUUUGUGUAGAACUUUAACAAUAAAUAAUAAUUAUAC